Xyrichtys novacula (pearly razorfish) is the source of this 5296-nucleotide messenger RNA. The record is from the annotation of a GenBank genome assembly. Lineage: Eukaryota; Metazoa; Chordata; Actinopteri; Labriformes; Labridae.
AUGUUUACCUUUACCUUCUGUCCUAAUCGGCACAGACUGAGACUCUGCAGCGUCUCCGAACCGACGCGGGACCGGCAGGUGGGUGAGACGGCGCCCAGAAGGCCCGCAGGAAGUCGGCGCUCUUACUUUUAAUGACGUCUGAUCAGAUGUCUCCUUGAAAGGAUCUCCUGAAAUGUUUUUGUCUGGGCCGAUUAUGUCUGCGUCUGAUGAUGAGCGUGACAUGUCACCUUAUCAAGACUAAACGGUUAAAGAUUCACUGAGGUAACAUUGGCGUGAUGUGGAUAAUCAUUACAUUAAUGACACACGCUCACAUGGAGAGUCAUUUAAAAGCAAUUAUGGGAUCAGUAACCUUUUUAAUCCAAUCAUCACCUAGAGUAGGCGCUGUGUGUCACGCCGUAUCACCUGAACCGGCAAAUGGAAACAUUAAUAAAAUGUUAAUCAAUCACGAGGACGGAGACGGAGCUGGCAGGUAGGUCAGAGGAAGUUAACGCGCCGAGAGAGGCGCCGAGGGAGACGCCGAGAGAGACGCCGAGAGAGACGCCGAGAGAGACGCCGAGAGAGACGCCGAUCUACGGACGGGAGAUCCUGCAGAAAUCUUCCGUCAUAUACGCCACAGAGAGACUUUCCUCCAUGUUUAAUUCAAUAUACCUACACACACACACACACACACACACACACACACACAGGACGCUGUUUUCCAGCUGUUUAAACGGCGGCUCAGAUUAGCUGCUCAGCCAUUGGAAGGAAAGUCGGGCAGGAAACCAGUAAUUACUGUCUGAUUGGUGGAGAGGCUGCAAUUAGCAGCUCACAGACGGAGGAUCUGCAUGUGUAUAAGAAGCUGCAGGUUCAGUCAGCUGACUCUGAGCAGGGCGGACAGUCUUCCUCCGAUAAACUGAAGAAGAGCUCAGACCUUCGUUCAGAUCCAGACCACCGCAGACCGAGCUCUGAACCUCCAGGACCUUCAUUCAGAGAACUCAAACACUCUGAUCGUGCAGCUCGAUGUCAGUCUGAUCAUUGAAAAACACAGAGAGACAGUGUGUGUGUGUGUGUGUGUGUGUGUGUGUGUGUGUGUGUGUGUCCUUUAAAGCAGCAGAGUCCUCCCUGUCUCUGUUUCACUCCCGUAUAUCAUCACUCUCUGCCGGGACACGAGUCGCCUCCUUGCCGUCUUUCUGGGACACUUUCCUCUCCGUCAGACUUCCCUUCACUGACCCCACAGUGACCCCCGACCUCCACCUUCAUCCUGAUCGUCUCCUAAAAGUUCGUAUCCUCCGAUCGUAGCUGAUCGUAACCAUUCAAGCUAACGUGUCAAUUUACACCGACUUCUUUCCGUUCCUCUGCGGAUCGCCGGACUCCUCAGCUGAUCACAAGAGUUCUAUUUUUUCUGGACGCCGGAGCAUGGCGGAUAAAUUCAGCACAGAUUAACCCGUGCUGGAAAGGAAGUCGGGCACAGACACAAAAUAAAACAUCCGGCUUCUUUUCAAAAUAAAACACUCCGUGUUUCAGGAGGAUCGUAUUUCACACCAUGCAAACGGGCGGAGACGAUCAAGUGAAAGGUUUUUAGACGUCAUCUCACCCCGAUGACACCAUGGAUGAGGAGAUGCUGAUUCUAGAAGUCUAGAAGUAGAUUUCCUCCUCUGGAAGGACACAAUCUACUGCUUAUAUGUCUAUGUGUCUGUCUUUAGAGAGACGACUCGUUAUCGUGAGAUUGAACAUGAAUCUGCAGGUUCUUGUGAGUUCUCAUGGUUCCCCUCACAAACAGAUCCAGCAGGAAUUGGCUGACGGCAAAAAUCGCCGCCGUUCCUGAACGGAUCCAUUCAGGAUGUGGUGAAAAUUGGGGGUUACUCAGAUCCUCCUGUUUCCUCGGCGCUGCUCUGAAGGGGCGUGUCCUCUGUCUGACGGGGGCGGCUGAUUGGAGCUCUGACCUGAGUGGAGGUGGCCUGUUUACCUUCUCUGUCUUUCUUCUAACAGUCGUUGUUGUUUUCCUGUGUGUGAUUUAUGUUCAUUAAAGUUCAUCAGUCAGUCUAACGAACUCUUCAAACCAGAUUAUCCAGGAAACUCUCAUUAAAAUAAAACUUCCCUAAAACUCGUUACUCUGCUGAUUAAUGGAGUUUUUAAAUUACUCGAUUAGUCGGCAGAUAAUCGAUAGAAAACUGGAGAGCUCAAAUAUCGGACUGGUGCAGCCCUGAUCAGUUGAGCACAGAGAUCGAAGGCCGAUGAUGAAGUGAAUCAGAAAUAUUGGGUCCUAUAACUCCAGGUCCUCUCUGUGUUCUGAUCCAGAUCCAAACCUGAAACAGAUCCGGGCCUUUAAACAGACGGAGGACUCUGUGCUUCCAGCCCGGCGGCAGCGUGGAGCAGCUCCUCAGCAGUGGUCCUCCCUUAUCAUAGCACAUUUAACAGGGGGCUAAUCCAAUCAGGUGGGAUAACAGGGCUGCUCUCUGUGAGCGCGGGAGGAUCAGGCCAGCACUCCUCUGCUUCCCAUUAGUGUGUGUCUCUCCAGCCGGGCCCGUCCUAAUCCCAUUUCCCCAUCUAAAGCCUUAACCCAAACAAGCACACAGGACAAUAAUCUCCGGUCACACUCCUGUCGGCCGCCCCGGGCCUCCUGAUGCUGCUAAUGGAGGGCGAGCCGGAGAGAUGCCAAGAGACGGCUGCUGAGGGGGGACUGGCGGUGGCGUGUUCAGCCAAGAAAACCGCGACAUCUCUCUGUUUACCCCCCCCCCCUCAUUGUUUCCAGUCCUCAUGUAGAUCUGCUCCGGGCCGAACCAAACACGUCCAACCGCAGAGAAAAUCUGCUGUUAGCACGGAUCGUUUCUCAAGUGAGCGUGUCGGAGGCGUAGUUUAAUAAACACGUUAGAUUGUGAUUUUACUAAAGUCACCGUGUCACGAAAGCUCGGCUCUGAGGAAGGUGCAGAUUUUCAGGGCUGGAGGGUUUUUCUCUCUUCGGUUCAGACAAAGAAAAGAAAAAGAGGGAGGUUCUGGCUCCGUAUCCCCCCGUCUUUCUGUCCCUGUUGCGGCACAUGUGCCCCAGAUGCAGGGUCCUGAUCCAAACCCAGGCUCAUCCAGACGCCACCCCGAGUGUCUCAGAUCACUUACACGCUCUCCAAGGACCGCGGAAAAAACAGCCUCAUCCACAUUUCUCAUUUCUUUUGGUUUCCAUAAGAAAAAUGCAGUCCCAACGUCCUAAUGAAUUCCAACUGAAAUAUGGUUGGUGCAACAGCGUGCAGCUCCAACAGGCUCCAACAGGCUCCAGCAGUUCAGGGUCCAUAUGGAAGACAUUAGUUCACCCAUCGGCUUCGUACAAAUUUGAACACUGCAGUUUAUUUUCCACAGAUCGAGUGGAACAAAUAACCCGGUACCGAGAAUCAAACCGGACCUUUCUUUGGUGGAUCGGUGCAGCCGCUCCUCCGCCCAUCCUGACUUCACCUCCGCCCAGGAGUUGGAUAAACACCUGGGUGUUACAGGUGCACUUCGAGUCCUGCUCUGUGUGUGUGCACAGCUGGGAGCCGGAUCCUCUGAUUAAGACUUUUCAAUUACCAGGCGGUCCAAGAACCUCAGGAGAAGGUCCCUAAACCGCCUCAGGACGGUCCGGACCAUUAAAACACCUUAGGAUGGUCCAGACCGCUUGAACGCUUCAGGACGGUCCGGACCAUUAAAAGAACUCAGGACGGUCCGGACCAUUGAAACGUCUAAAGAAGGUUUGGUUUGAUUGUUAAAUUCGAACCUCUGGUCUGAACUGGUCUCUGGUCUCUCACCCCCAAUUUCCACCCCAUCCAGAAUGGCUCUGAUUCGGAAUGGCGGUGAUUUUCAUCAUCUGCCAAUUCCUACCAGAUCCGUUUGUGAGGCGAAUUUCAUGGUGGAUUACAGACAUAAGGAGAACUCCCAAGAACCCACAGAUUCACGUUCAAUCGUGUGAUAACGAGUUUUCUCUAUAAAGACGGAGGAACGGAAAGAAGUCGGUGUAAAUUGACACGUUAACUUGAAUGGUUACGAUCAGCUACGAUCGGAGGAUACGACCUUUUAGGAGACGAUCAGGAUGAAGGUGGAGGUCGGGGGUCGGGGGUCAGUCUUCUCCUUAAUAACCAGAUGAGCUGCUGUAGACCUGCUGUCACCCAGACCAACAGCCUGAAAGACAGAACCAGCUCCUCAGACUGGUUCUGGAUGGUUCUGUUGACAGCUGUUCGGUGUGGGGGGAGUAAAAGUUCCGGCCUGUAGAUCCUCGGCGUUGAUCCGUCUCUCUACUGGGAAUCUUCACUGGAAACACCGUCACGUCCCAGAGCCACCAGUUUCUCCACCAACCCUCUGCGCUCCGUUAUGUAAGGCGUUUGCGUCACGGCGACUCACUGUUUCUCAGCUGGCAGCAGCGGUUCGCGCUCUGUCCGCCCACAUGAACAGCGCUUUAAAGGCUGCCUGCGUCCCACGCCAGCCUCCAUCAAUCAGGCGGUGAAGGUUACCCAACGGACGAUUAACGCUGCCAGGUGGAUUUCUACCGAGAGAGUCUUCUUCAUCGCUCAGACCUUAAUGAGUCCACACACAAGGAGGAGACCCAGAGACCCAGGGACAGACCUCAGGACCGAGGCGGGGGGGCGUGAGCUAAAGGCUAACAUCAGCAUGCUAACAUAAGCACGCUAACAGGACGACUGAGCACCAUUGUUGGAUCUGUGGUCAUGUGACAGAUCCCUGGGUUUCUCUCUGAGACUCUGAAGUCCUGCUGUGGUCCACAUCCGUCACUGAUUGGCCCUUUAAGUUUGACCUGACCUCUAAACAGAAACAGUGUUUCACUAGUUUGUCCAUUCUGUGCUCCUGUAGAAACGUGGCGGUCCAAAACGGCGGCCUGCUCCUCUGCUGGUUCUGUGUUACCAUAGAGAUAAAUAUCUGUUGUUGUGUCUGUGCUGCUAAAUGCUGAUUAAUUCUACGUACUGCACCUUUAAAACCACGUGAGGACAUCGUGUCGUCAGCCCGUGGUUACCGUCAUCAUCACACAGCUGGUGAUGAGCUGGGCUGUGACCUCGGGGUCAAACAUCCGUCAUCGCUGUAGAGGCGUUCUCACUGACUUUAAAAUGAUCCAAAUAUCAUCUCCACUUAUUUAACAGUGGCGGCGGCGGUGGCGGUGGCGGUGGCGGCGGCGGCGGCGGCGGCGGCGGAUGACCAACCUCUGAACCUUUAUCCUAAUAAAGAGACGUCACCUGAGACUGAAUCACAGACUGUUCCAGUGAUUUCUGCUGAUUUCACUAAAAUCAGGAAGAAGUGUCAGAGUCUGUGUCCUCGUGGUUCAGCGCCACCUACGUUUAGAUCUGCGUAA